CCGCCCCACAACCAACACGGCAGCCCCCCACACGUCUUGAUUCGAUUCCCCGCUGCCUCGCGGCCUCGCCUCUCCAACCUUCCCGUUCUCUCGCCACCCGCUUUGCUCUUCCAGUUCCAGUCUUUCCCCUGCCGCGCGCCGUGAAGAUGGGGAAGCGGUGGAUCCCGCUGGAGGCCAACCCGGACGUCAUGAACCAGUUCAUGUGGGGAUUGGGGGUCCCCGAGGGGGACGCGCAGUUCUGCGACGUCUACGGCCUCGACGACGAGCUGCUCGCCAUGGUGCCCCAGCCCGUGCUUGCCGUCCUCUUCCUCUACCCGCUCACCUCCCUGCUGGACGAGGAGAAGGAAGAAUCAGGCGCUUCUGGUGCGUCGACCGCAGAGGGCAAGGAUCUAAGCAAGAAGGUAUACUUUACGAAGCAGACUGUUGGUAAUGCAUGUGGAACAGUUGGUGUUAUUCAUGCAAUAGGGAACGCCACAUCGCAAAUCAAGCUAGUUGAGGGGUCCUAUUUUGAUAAGUUCUAUAAGAAAACAGCUGACAUGGAUCCAGUCCAGCGUGCAGCCUUUCUUGAGGAGGACGAUGAGAUGGAGGGUGCUCAUUCUGUUGCUGCAUCUGCUGGUGACACUGACGCCAAUGCUGAUGUGAAUGAACAUUUUGUAUGCUUCUCCUGUGUUGAUGGUGAGCUUUAUGAGCUUGAUGGACGAAAAUCGCAACCCAUAUCCCAUGGCCCUUCAUCACCAGAAACCUUGUUGCAGGAUGCUGCAAAGGUCAUCAAAGCCAGAAUUGCAGAGGACCCGGAUUCAGUGAACUUCAAUGUCAUGGCUCUUUCAAAGCCGUGAAGUAAACUGUGAUGGAUAAGGUCUCUGGCAUGGCAGAAGAUGACACCCCUUCUCCUUUCAGUUGUGCUGGGCACUUGCCGCGAAUAGAAGGUUUGCAUAGGGGAAAAACAAUGGAAAACACAGUUACCAAAAGCAAGAAGCUGUGCUUGUUGCACAGAUUUUCGAUCAUAUGACAUGAGAUGUUUCGUUGAUAUGCUGUCGUGCCUUGUUCAUGGAGAUAGAAAUUGUUGUUCACGAUUUCACUUCUUUCCUGCCUGUGUCGAAUGGAGACUUGGUUUAUUUUUUACCCCUGGCAGGCAUUUUCUCGUU
Molecule: messenger RNA, 1145 nt
Organism: Panicum virgatum (switchgrass)
Lineage: Eukaryota; Viridiplantae; Streptophyta; Magnoliopsida; Poales; Poaceae
Product: ubiquitin carboxyl-terminal hydrolase 3-like
Exons: 9
Coding region: 147-836 (229 amino acids)
Biological process (GO): protein deubiquitination; ubiquitin-dependent protein catabolic process
Cellular component (GO): cytoplasm
Molecular function (GO): cysteine-type deubiquitinase activity
Source: RefSeq, a predicted model, not a curated record